Molecule: messenger RNA, 2354 nt
Organism: Doryrhamphus excisus (bluestripe pipefish)
Lineage: Eukaryota; Metazoa; Chordata; Actinopteri; Syngnathiformes; Syngnathidae
Gene: vamp8
Product: vesicle-associated membrane protein 8 (endobrevin)
Biological process (GO): vesicle-mediated transport
Cellular component (GO): membrane
Source: RefSeq, a predicted model, not a curated record
ACAAGAGUCGAAGGAAUGAAGUUUGAAGGGAGGGAAAAAAAAACACAACCAGGAAGUUAAACAAAGAGACAACCUGCUAUUCUCUUCGUGUUGUGUCAAAUUCUCCACUUAAAAAGAAUUAAAUACGUUUAGUAACUUUGAAGAAAUUCUGCUCUGGGUUUCGGUCAAAGUGCUGGCAACAAGAUGGACUAUGACCCGGAGCGAGGGGGUGCUGUAGAAACGCCAGAACCGUUGAACAGGAUGGAGACCAUGAAGAAUGAGGUCGAUGGAGUCAAAAACAUCAUGACAGAGAAUGUGGACCGAAUCCUUGCUCGAGGAGAGAGACUGGAAGACCUCAUGGACAAGUCUGCCGACCUGCAAGCUGGGGCCCAGCACUUCAAGCAUACAUCCCAUAAAGUGGCUCGCUCGUACUGGUGGAAGAACGUCAAGCUGGUGGUGGUCAUCGUGGUAAUCGUCCUCAUCAUCGUCCUCAUCAUCAUCCUCCUGGCUACUGGCGUCAUCCCAGUCAGUGCGCCCGUGCCGCCUAUCGUCGAACCCACGCCCGCCACCAACCCUUAAGAAAAAGGCACACACAUGCAGUCAUUGUACAUACACACUUCAUUUAAUCAUGAACACACUCUUGAUGCACAGUUAUAGAGCAUUAGAAAAUUAUACAACAUAUUCAUUCAUUCAUUUUCUACCUACCGCUUUUCCUCACGAGGGUCACUCGGGUGCUGGAGCCUAUCCCAGCUGUCUUCGGGCAUGAGGCGGGGUACACCCUGGACUGGUUGCCAGCCAGCCAAUCACAGGGCACAUAUAGUCAAACAACCAUUCACACUCACAUUCAUACCUAUGGACAAUUUGAAGUCGCUAAUUAACCUAGCAUGUUUUUGGAAUGUGGGAGGAAACCGGAAUUAUAGAACAUAUUAAUAAAUGUUUUUUUUUUUUUUUUUAGGUGGAGUUGGUGACUUUUAAUUUAAUUUUUGGAACGUUGGCAGUUUAUACCCUUUAAAAAAAAAAAAUCUAGAUCCAAUUUUUUUUUUUUUUUUAUGUGUUAUGGUUAAUGGAUGCUGCACAGUUGUUACUUUGUACAUUCAUGAAGGAUCAUCCAGGCACUAUGUGGAUUGGAGAAGUAAAUAUGGAGGCCAAAGUACUACUUAUACUACCUGUACAAAAGGCAGCUUGUGUAGUUAGAAAAAUGCAGUGCUUAUUUUUAUUUGACCAUUUGUGUUGUUUUUUUGUUUGUUUGUUUUUGUGGCGUCGCAUAAUCGAGAAAAGCCGGUAAAUUAAACUUCAAGGCAUAUCAACGUUUAAAAAAAAAUGUUGAAAUUCAACCACCAGCUCCACCGUGAAGGCAAAACCGGACAAUGAUGUGACGGGAAAAUUACAUCAUUGUGAGGAAUGGGAUACUUUUUAAUCUCCCGUUUUCAUUUUAGCAGACACUUAAUCGUUUUUUGCGCUUCAUCGGCUUUUUGUGCGUUGUCGUGUGUAUCGUUUGAGUUAUUACUUUGUCUCCUUGAGUGUUGACGGGAAAGAAGAGCUUUAUCGAGGGAGGGUUGUUACAUUGUGUCAGUCGGCACAUCAUAUAUGUGCGCAUUUUUGUUCAAAAAAAUAUUUUAUUUCAUUUUUUUUUCCACAGAAAACACAUCUUAUUCGAUAUAAGUGGGUAAUAAUUGUUACACAGGAACAACAUACAGCAUAUAUUACUACUAUUACAUGUUUUUUUUUUUGAGUCAUUGAUCAUGUUUUUCGUCAAGCGUUGACAAUUCGCACUUUGUUCGGCUGUCCUUGAACACACCGUAGUUGUGUGUGCCGGGACGCUAAGGUUUGUUUGGCUACGGAAGCACUAGCUUGAACAGACACGGAUCAGCUUAUGUUAUGAUUCGUUAGCGGUGAGUAGAUCGAGUAGAUCACCUGCAUUGACAGAAAGGGGAGGGUUCUGGAACUGGCUCUAAUAAGUACAACAGUUGUUUUUAUUGCAAAUGUUGAUCUGAAAUUUGAUUUGAGGAGGGUCGUGUGUCGAAAAUAGAUAUUUUUAUAGUCAUCCCGGAACGUAACGCUCACAAAUAGUGGGGAUCUGUUGCAUAUAUGAAAAAUGUUUUCCCGCCUGAUGUUAAUGAGUGUAUAUGAUUUGGGCGUAUAUUUAUUAAAUACAUGAUGUGGUGGGCAUUUUGUAAUCAAAUAUGAACAACUAGAAAUAUUUUAUUUUUAACUACACUGGUAUCAAAUUUGUCUUCAUGACCUCCGACCACCGUUACUGUUACUGUCAUCAUGACCUCUUGAACCCAAAUCAGCUGACCUGUAUUCCCGCUUUUUGCACCCUGCAUCAUGUAUUGGUUUUAACUUAAACGGAAUAAAUGCAUUUGCUUCUGCUA